Messenger RNA from Cervus elaphus (red deer), 2535 nucleotides. It is a transcript of the gene CCDC77, whose product is annotated as coiled-coil domain containing 77. The transcript is spliced from 12 exons. Gene Ontology annotation, cellular component: centrosome. The record is from RefSeq and is a predicted model, not a curated record. Bases 790 to 2268 code for a protein of 492 amino acids. Lineage: Eukaryota; Metazoa; Chordata; Mammalia; Artiodactyla; Cervidae.
CGGCCGGCCUCACGGGGCGCUCUUCCGGCGCGGAGGACGCGUAAUGCGCCGGGGGCAGAGGUUCUGCUUCCGUCAAGCCGAGCUGGGCCCCUCUUUGUGUAUGUACGGACCGGAACACAAGCUGCCUGUCUUCGCCCGGCUGCCUGUUUCAACUUCCGUGUCCGCCUGUUUCCAGAUAACUACGCUUUCCAGCGUCUGUUUUUUUUAGUCCUUUCAUUGUUACUGUCUCUUUCUCAUCCCACUCGGCCACUUUAACCCGCCCCAUCUCCAUGGCAACAGUUUCAGGUUCAGCCAUCCCGGCGAAUCUCUCAUCGACCGGCCCUCGCCACCAUCCAGGAGUUGAUUUUCGUUCACAGAGAAGCAAAGGCUGUUGACUUUGCUUUUCCAACCAUUGACAACCCCCACAGCUUUUCAACAGCAAUCGCUCUCUGGCAGCCACGCGCCGUAAGCCUUUCUCAGCUUUCUGUAACAUCUACGCCAGCUGUUGCGGCCCUGCUUGUCAAACAUUCUACGCCAGAGUCCAUCUCCACUUCCUGCAAGUUGUGGAGAGUAACACAGGAAGGACUAAAGAAGAAACCGUGAAAGGGCAGUUCUUGUAUCUAUUGGAAGGAAGACUUAUUUCCCAGGGCUUGUUCUCAUGCUCCUUGUGCAAUCUCAACUUUCCCCACGAACUAAAUUAGCAGCUAUGACUCUCAAAUCUGUACUUCCGGCCUGGACUCCUCUCCUAAGCUACAAAUCAAUAUAUCUGCCUACCUACCAGACAGCUCCACUCUGGUGUGAAAGGACAGCAUGAACUUUACCCCUACGCACUCCCCUGCCUGCAGAAAGCCUGCAGCUAUCCACAAACAUGAGGCUGCCGGCAGCUUCAGCAGCCCCGCCAGGUGGAAGGGCGUGUCCUUCUCCGAUUCUGUACAGUCGACUCCCCUGCCUUCAGUGGAGGAUCGUCUGGCUGUCCUCUGCCCCUCUCAGGAGCUUCUGGAAUAUUAUCAGAAGAAGAUGUCUGAGUGUGAGGCAGAGAAUGAGGACUUGUUGAAGAAGCUGGAGCUGUACAGGGAAGCGUGCGAGGGGCAGCAUAAACUGCAGUGGGAUUUGCAGCAGAGGGAGGAAGAGAUUGCCGAGCUACAGAAAGCUCUGAGUGACAUGCAAGUCUGCCUCUUCCAGGAGCGAGAGCAUGUCCUACGCCUCUACUCGGAAAAUGACCGCCUAAGAAUCAGGGAGCUAGAAGACAAGAAGAAGAUUCAGAAUCUCUUGGCUCUUGUGGGAACAGACACUGGAGAAGUGACCUAUUUUUAUAAGGAGCCUCCCAACAAAGUCAGCAUUCUCCAGAAGACUGUCCAGCCUGUAGAAGUAUGUGAAAAGAAUGAAUCUUCAGCUCUCAGAGCAGAUUCUAAAGGCAGCAGGAGGAAAUCAGCAGGGAGAGAAAAGGAGGUCAGCAUUGGGCUGCAUCAGAGAGACAUCCAGACCCUCACCCUCCAGGUGGAGGCCCUGCAGGCGCAGCUGGAGGAGCAGACCCGGCUCUCGCGGGAGCAGGUGGCAGGGCUCAUGGAGGAGAGGCGGAUCCGCAUCGAGGAAGUGGAGAUUCAUCAGCAGAGAAACCGGGACAGAAUCACAGAGCUCACCAGAAGUCUACACCACACCCAGGAGCUGCUCUACGAGAGCACCAAAGACUUUCUGCAACUCAGAUUUGAAAACCAAAAUAAGGAGAAGUCCUGGAUGCUUGAAAAGGAUCACUUGAUGUCAAAGAUUAAGGAAUACAGGGUGCAGUGUAAGAAGAAAGAAGAGAAAAUGGGGAAAAUGUGGCUAGUUCAUGAGAGUCAUCACAACCAAAAUGAAUAUAUUAAGUCCCUAAAGGAUAAGCUCAUACAAGAGAGAAGGCUGUCCAGCAUGUACCAAGAGCAGUGCAUUUCCUUGGAAGAAGAGCUGGCCCGGAUUCGUGAGGAGGAAGGAGUGAGGAGAGAGAUCUUUAAGGACCGCACCAGCAAGAUGGGGAGACGCCUGCAGGCCAUGACUAAGCGCUACGAGGCCUUGGAGACCCGGCGUGUCUUGGAGGUAGAAGGCUUUAAGACAGACAUUAAGAUUCUCCGGCAAAAACUAAAAGAUGUGGAGCAGAUACUCUAUAAGGCCACACUCAACGCCCAGGCAAACCAGGAUCUUGCCAUUCUCUGUGAGGUUCGUGAUAGCAAUCGACUGGCACACAAGAUACAGGGAGAACUGAGGAACCUCAAGUCCAAAGUGUUUGGCCUAGAGAACGAACUUAGGCUCUGCUGAUGUUACAUUUAAGGAAUGGCACAGGUCUGGAGUAGGUCUGCUUCCUGAAAUUCAAGAAGGUCAUCUAUUCCCAGCACAGAGUUGUCCAGAGUAGUGGUGUCCGUUGUUAUGAAGACAGGGGGAAGAAUCAACUUUUUUUUUUUUUUUUGCAUCCUAAGAUUUAUGGGUUUUGCUGUCCUGUUAACUGAUUUGGGUUUUUUUUUAUUAUUUGAUUUUUUUUUUUUUUUUUUGGUCUGGAUUACAACCUGAAUUACUUAGAGACUUUCC